Molecule: messenger RNA, 3126 nt
Organism: Hyla sarda
Lineage: Eukaryota; Metazoa; Chordata; Amphibia; Anura; Hylidae
Product: cytochrome P450 4V2-like
Exons: 11
Coding region: 48-1775 (575 amino acids)
Molecular function (GO): iron ion binding; monooxygenase activity; oxidoreductase activity, acting on paired donors, with incorporation or reduction of molecular oxygen
Source: RefSeq, a predicted model, not a curated record
AUGUCUUGCAGCAAUGUUUUAGCCCGCCCCUCCAGUGCUGUAUUGUUAUGAGGAAGCACAGGCCGAAUGCUGAGUGUACAACAAGGGGAAGCACAAUAGAAGAAGCUGGGAUCAUACAAACACAACAAGGCACACUUACCACCAUCGCCAACAUCAAUCUAGUACCCCCUGGCAUUGCUGUGCAGGAAGACAUGGAGAUUCUGAAGGGAGAUGUGCAUCUGCUGGUCUGGGUCACUGCAGCUGUUGUGCUGCUCACCUUCCUUCUCUUCUCUACUGGCCCUUUCUUUGUUGACUAUAUUCAGAAAUUGAAAAUUAUGAGGCCAAUCCCAGGAGUAGGCCCCAACUAUCCACUGGUGGGGAACGCACUUUUUAUGAAGUCAAGUGGUGAAGAUUUCUUUCUGCAAAUAAUUGAAUACACUGAGAUGCUGAGACAUCUUCCUCUAAUAAAACUUUGGAUUGGUCCUAUGCCUUUUGUGAUCACAUAUCAUGCAGAAACCGUAGAGCCUAUACUGAGCACUUCAAAACACAUGGACAAAUCAUUUGCUUAUCAGUUCCUUCAUCCUUGGCUUGGUUUAGGUCUUCUAACAAGUACUGGAGAGAAGUGGCGAUCCAGAAGAAAGAUGAUAACACCUUCAUUCCACUUUGCUAUUCUCUCGGAAUUCCUAGAAGUUAUGAAUGAGCAGUCAAAAAUACUGGUGGAGAAGCUCCACAGCCGUGUAGGAAAAGGAUCUUUUAACUGCUUCAUGGACGUAACUCUUUGCGCUUUGGAUAUAAUAUGUGAGACAGCCAUGGGAAGAAAAAUUCAAGCACAGAGCAACAGUGAUUCAGAAUAUAUAAAAGCUAUUUAUGAAAUGAGUGAUUUAAUACAUCGCCGUCAAAAGAAGCCCUGGCUGUGGCCAGAUUUUAUUUAUUCUCAUUUAAGAUCCGGAAAGAGACAUGCCAAAAACCUGAAAAUUCUCCAUACAUUUACUGACCAGACCAUUUUAGAAAGAGCACAAGAACUAAAAAAUACUAAAUCCAGUUUUGAACAAGUUGACAAGGACGGUGAAGAAACGAUGAAAACCAAGAAAAGAAGCGCUUUCUUAGAUUUGCUUCUGAAAGCAACUGAUGAGGCGGGCAACACAUUGAGCCAUAAGGACAUCCGUGAAGAAGUGGAUACAUUCAUGUUUGAGGGUCAUGACACCACAGCUGCUGCCCUUAACUGGUCUUUGUUUUUAAUGGGAUCUCAUCCUGAGGUUCAGGAAAAGGUACACAAAGAGCUCGAUGACACAUUUGGUCAGUCUGACCGUCCAGUAACUAUGGAUGAUAUGAAGAAGUUACGAUAUCUUGAAGCAGUUGUUAAAGAAGCUCUUCGACUUUACCCUUCAGUGCCAUUCUUUGCACGGACCACUACUGAAGAUUGCAUCAUUAGAGGUUUAACUGUACCAAAAGGUGUGAGUGUAGUCAUAGUGCCUUAUGCUCUGCAUCGGGAUCCAGAAUAUUUUCCUGAACCUGAAGAAUUUAAGCCAGAAAGAUUUCUCCCUGAAAAUGCAAGUGGACGUAAUCCAUAUGCCUACAUACCUUUCUCUGCUGGACUCAGGAAUUGCAUUGGCCAGCGAUUCGCUUUAAUGGAGGAAAAAGUGGUGCUAUCGGCUAUUUUGAGAAAUUUUACUGUGAAAGCAAGCCAGAAACGUGAAGAUAUCAGUCUGGUGGGAGAACUCAUUCUUCGUCCACAAGAUGGCAUGUGGAUUGAGCUGGAGAAAAGAAUACCCAGCUCUGCUCAACAGACAUUAUAAGACAACUCCCAUGUGUGAACCAGGCACAUUUUAUCCUGAAUCUAUUCACACAAACAGCUUUUGUGGCUUUUCCUUCAGUUUUUUUUAUUCAAAGACUAUGUUCACACACCAGAAUUUCCGCAGCGGACAUUCUGCCACAGAGAUUCCGGAUUUCGCAAAAUUAUAAGACAUCUCUUUAAAUUUUGUGUAAUUGAAGUAUUUCUAUAGAAGAAUGUAAGAAAAAAAAUGCUUGAAAAAACGCAGACACACUCUUAGAUUUUUCUAUGCUCGUUUUAACCUAUAGAGGUCUAUUGGAGGAAAAAUACCACAAACUAGGUGAGAGAAACAACAUAAAACUGUCCCUGAUCAAAAAAAAACACCAUAAACAAAAUGCACUGUAGAUAUGGUGUUUUAUAUCCCCCUAUUUACUACUAAUUCAUAUGCUAACCAACAUCUGGAUGUGACGUUUUUCACAACAAAAAAUUCAAUUAGUGGCCCAUGUGAUUUUUUAAUUUUUCCAGAAAAAUGCCUUGUGUGUCACCCUAACCAAUGACACAUGGUAUUUUGGUCAAUAUUUUUGUACAAAACCAGGAAUUGAUUCAAAACAUAGAAAAAAAUGCAAUUUUUUUUUUUUUAUUAGAGUUUUUCUCACUUCUGUCAACUUCUGUCAAUUCCAUUUCUGGUUUUGGCUAAAAAUACUGACCAAAAUACUGUGUGUGAACCCCAGUCUAAUACUUGUAAACAGUUCAGUGCUUGUAAAUAGUUCAGUGCGUGCUGGUAAUGUAGAGAAUAAACUAGUUGGAUAUUUUAUUAAGUUUCAUAUUGAAGUUGUUGAGGCCAUUUAAUAUUUGUAUGGCAGCCUGCAAAAAUGAUAGCUAAAACUAUAGCUAAAACUGCCCUUAUUGCUCAUAGCAACCAAUCACAGGGACAUUUUUAUUCAUGCAGUGGGCAACAAGCCAGUUUUUGGUUAGUUUUGGUACAUGAGGCUCAAUGAUAAUAUGUUUUUAAACAAUAAAGGAGCUGUCAGUGAUGUCAUCAGGAACAUGACUUAUUUUCGAAUGAGAAAAAAUAUAUGGAUUGUAAUAAAAAUGUAUAAGAAAUUCACAAACUGCCUAAACCUGCAGUCAAACAGUAUAGUAUAGCUUACAGAGAAACAUAAGUGUACAGUUUAUAACCAAGGUAUGCUAGCAUUGCAUUUUAUUUACACAAGAAAGUUCUAAUUUAACACAGCAAUACCCAAUGGCACAGACGAUUGUAAGAUGCGUUGUAGAAUCUUGCUAAUGCACUCAAUGGCUUGAAUGUAUAAUUUAAUGUUCAAUUAUUCAAUUUUUUUAUAAGCAAAAUUCUAAUAAAAUUUGGCAAUAUCUUCUAA